GAUCUGGUGGGGCUCAGCUGACGCCUCACUUCACGUGACGCUGGAGCCGGGCAAGCAUGGCGGCGGCCACCGGACCCUCAUUUUGGCUGGGGAAUGAAACCCUGAAGGUGCCGCUGGCGCUCUUUGCCCUGAACAGGCGGCGCCUAUGUGAGCGUCUGCGAAAGAACCCGGCGGUGCAGGCCGGCUCUGUCGUGGUGCUGCAGGGCGGGGAGGAGACUCAGCGCUACUGCACCGACACUGGGGUCCUCUUCCGCCAGGAGUCCUUCUUUCACUGGGCCUUCGGUGUCACCGAGCCAGGCUGCUACGGCGUGAUGGACGUGGACACUGGGAUGACGACGCUCUUCGUGCCCAGGUUUCCUCCCAGCCAUGCCACCUGGAUGGGAAAGAUCCACUCCAAGGAGCACUUCAAGGAGAAGUACGCCGUGGACGACGUCCAGUACACAGACGAGAUCGCCAGCGUCCUGACAUCACGGAGCCCCUCCGUCAUCCUCACUUUGCGUGGCGUCAACACUGACAGCGGCAGCAUCUGCAGGGAGGCCUCCUUCGAGGGCAUCAGCAAGUUCAAUGUCAACAACACCAUUCUUCAUCCGGAGAUUGUGGAAUGCCGGGUCUUCAAGACAGACAUGGAGCUGGAGGUUUUGCGCUACACCAAUAAAAUUUCCAGCGAGGCCCACCAGGAGGUAAUGAAGGCUGUAAAAGUGGGAAUGAAAGAAUAUGAGAUGGAAAGCCUCUUCGAGCACUACUGCUUCUCCCGGGGUGGCAUGCGCCACAGUUCCUACACCUGCAUCUGCGGCAGUGGUGAGAACUCGGCCGUGCUGCACUACGGACACGCCGGGGCCCCCAACAACAAGACCAUCCAGGACGGAGACAUGUGCGUGUUCGACAUGGGCGGGGAGUAUUACUGCUUUGCUUCGGACAUCACGUGCUCCUUUCCCGCCAACGGCAAGUUCACCCUGGACCAGAAGGCCAUCUAUGAGGCAGUGCUGCGGAGCUCCCGGGCCGUCAUGAGCACCAUGAAGCCAGGCGUCUGGUGGCCCGACAUGCACCGCCUGGCCGACCGCAUCCAUCUGGAGGAGCUGACCCGCAUCGGCAUCCUGACCGGCAGCGUGGACGCCAUGGUCCAGGCCCACCUGGGAGCCGUGUUCAUGCCUCACGGGCUCGGCCACUUCAUGGGCAUCGAUGUGCAUGACGUGGGAGGCUACCCCGAGGGCGUGGACCGGCUGGACGAGCCUGGCCUGCGGCACCUGCGCACCGCUCGGCGCCUGGAGCCGGGCAUGGUGCUCACUGUGGAGCCCGGCAUCUACUUCAUUGACCACCUCCUGGACGAGGCCCUGGCUGACCCGGCCCGUGCCUGCUUCUUUAACCGCGAGGUUCUGCAACGCUUCCGUGGUUUUGGCGGGGUCCGGAUCGAGGAUGACGUCGUGGUGACGGACAGUGGCGUGGAGCUGCUGACCUGUGUGCCCCGCACAGUGGAGGAGGUUGAAGAAUGCAUGGCAGGCCGUGACAAGGCCUUUGCUCCCUUCUCUGGCCCAAAGUAGAGCCACGGGCAAGCUCACUUCAUGGACGGCGGCCUGGCGGUUGGCCCCCAGCGGUGCUCAGAAAUCACAUGCGGCAUCAGCGUUUGAUCACACCAAAUUGUUUCCCAGGGAGAAACUUUUUUAUUAACCUUCUGUGGGAUCACACCCUUAAUCUGUUUUUACUUACUUUGCUUGAACGACAGCGACAGCGGCUUUUAAAAUGCUCAUUUUCAAUUAUCCCGUUAUUUUGAAUAAUCCUGUUCUUCACUAGCAACUAAAUGUGUAUCUUGCCGUCAUGUGUAUGCUGCUCAGGAAAGAUGCCUUUCUCGUGUUUUCUCUCAAGAUCAGUACACAGAAUGGAAUUUGCAAUAAAAGAUUUCCUAAAAUGGACCUUUGUGUCCCGCUCCCUCUCUAUUUGUCCCUUUGCAGGUGAGCACUGCAGGGUUAGACCUGGAAACUGGCCCUGCAGAGACCCGGGAGUCUGGGCAUAGGUGGGGCUGGGCCUCUGCCCACGUGAAGAGGGCUGUAGAGUAGGAAGCCUCUUUGGUACGGUUACUGCCUCAAAGCUGGAUUUCCGAAGGGGGGCAGAAUCACGCAGCCUUUAAGGUACAGUUAUCGACAGACAACAUGAGACUCGCAGAUUCCUCGUCUGUGAUUUCCUGCUCAUGCGGGACAGGCUUGCAAAGCCAGCAUCUGUUUGAGAGACACUGCCGCCUAAGGCAGCACCAUGGCAAAGGUGAGCUUUCUGGUUCCUUCCACGUCUGCCAAGUCCAUUUGUCUCCCCUAGGUGGAAGCCCCCUGGCCGAACUCCACCCUGAGGCUGUGGAGCCAUCCCGGGCCACCUGGGCCCAGUCCCUGCCAGUGGCAGGACACCUGGCCUUCCUCUGCCUGCCCACCUCUCCCACGGUCCCAGAGAACCGCCCCCACCCCUGCAGCGGGCUUCGAGAAUUCUGCACACCAUCCUGGGGUUCUCUCAUCCUUGGCUCUCAUCCGAGCCAAGGUGAAGGACAGGUGAGAAGGACGGACGUCAGAGAUGAAACCUUAACAGGGUGGGGAAACUCUGUAGCCCAAGCCAGAGACCGCUGAAGUCACUGAAGAGUUGAGUAAAUUGAUUUCUUCCUAUGGCAGUAACACAAAAGUGCUUGUGAUGUGGCCACAUUAAAAUAAAGCAGCAUUAGUUUCAAA
Molecule: messenger RNA, 2702 nt
Organism: Mesoplodon densirostris (Blainville's beaked whale)
Lineage: Eukaryota; Metazoa; Chordata; Mammalia; Artiodactyla; Ziphiidae
Gene: PEPD
Product: peptidase D
Exons: 15
Coding region: 57-1538 (493 amino acids)
Molecular function (GO): metalloaminopeptidase activity; manganese ion binding
Source: RefSeq, a predicted model, not a curated record